AAACGUCAAUUGAAGGAAGGCUGGAAGAGGACUGAGUGUUGAAGAAUCUAUGAUAAAAUUCGAAAUACCAAAAUAAUUUCAGUUUUAGUGUCGAUAGGAUUUAAUCAGCGUUAAUAAUUGACCAUAUUCACCGGCCAGCUCCAUCAGGUUUAAAAAGUUAAAUUAAAAAUAUGAAAGUUUAAAAUUGCUGCUCAAUAUUCAAAUAUAUAAUAAUAUAGAUAGUUGUAGUGUUUCUGUUCAGUGUAUGUAAAAGUGAGAUAAAUGUGUGAAAGGUACCCGGGUUACCUGUUCGGAGGCACUCCUGUCAGCAGCUGGGACAGGGGUUUUAAUUCAUUGGAGAAUCAAAUACAACAUCAGUACAGAGGGCGUUCAGGUUUGCCGCGGUGUUGGGGCAGCAUGUCGGAGGGGGGAGGGGUGUCUGCCGCCGGCGGUGACACGGCCAAGACGAAUCUCAUAGUGAAUUAUCUGCCACAGACAAUGACGGAGAAGGACCUGUACGCGAUGUUCAUGACGAUAGGACCGAUCGAGAGCUGCCGGGUUAUGAAGGAUUUCAAGACUGGCUACAGUUACGGGUUCGGCUUUGUGAAUUUCACGCGGGAAGAGGACGCCGCUCGGGCGAUAGAAACCUUCAACGGCUAUCAGCUGAGAAACAAACGGUUAAAGGUGUCAUAUGCCCGACCAUCAGGCGACGAUAUAAAGGAGACGAAUCUCUACGUGACGAACUUACCGCGCGCCAUCACCGAAGAACAGCUGGAGACGAUCUUCGGCAAGUACGGCAGGAUAGUGCAGAAACACAUCCUGAGGGACAAGAGCAACGGCACUCCCAGAGGAGUCGCUUUUGUUAGGUUUGACAAAAGAGAAGAGGCACAGGAGGCGAUAGCUGCUUUAAAUAAUGUGAUACCAGAGGGCGGCACUGAACCACUCAGUGUUAAGGUCGCCGAAGAGCAUGGGAAGCAAAAAGCGGCGUACUAUGCCGGAUGGGCGGCGGGGUUCCAUCAUAACAGAGGUGACUUCGCUUGGAGUUGUGGCAGCUGUAUGAUGCCAGAUCCUUGGGAGAGAUUCUCAUCUCCACCGCUAGGGGGCAGUCAUCCUUCCACCCCCCGCAACGGGUGUCGCCCAGGCGCCUGUGCCAAUAGAAUAUACCCUAACUACCUCCCUGGCAAAGGCAGAGGGAACAGAGGGGGGCGGAACCCACCGUGGGCCGGAUUUGCCGAAGACAGGUUUAAAGGCCAACGCUGCAGAAAUGGACCCGCGCCAUAUUGCGGGACGUUUUAAGGCGAGGGCUUGAUGCUCCUCGUAAGAGCCUUCGAAGUUUGCUAAAUCCUCUUUUUUUGACAUAGCUGAGGAUUGAAUGUAGUAUAUUUAUUUUUUCAAAUUUUUUCUUGUAAAUAUGAAAUGUUGUUUAAUUUAUAAGAUUUGAAGUUUCUUUAUCCUAUAAAAGUAUUGAUUAUUCUGUUUUGUGGAGAGAGUUUUAGUUUUUUCUCUUAACUUCGUUUAACCUUUGACUUUAUUAUUUUAUGUCUUCUUUCAUAUUUUUACAUAAUGGUAGGGAUUGAUUUUAUUUUUAUUACGACAUAUGUUGAUUUGCGCUGAUGAUUUUCUUCAUGAUAAUUGAUUUGUUUAGUAAAUAAAUUUAGUUCUUAUUUGCAGUUUCAUAGAUUUUUCAAGAGAAUUUAAUUAUAAAUUAUUUUUUUUUUCUUGUUCGUUUGGAUUAUGUAAAUGAAUUACAAUCUGUUACGGUUGCGACGCGCAAGUUACAAAGUUGUAAAAACUUUUUGUAUUAUAUUUUUUGUUCCUUUAUUUGUAAUAUUAAAGUUGUUUUAAAUUU
Molecule: messenger RNA, 1828 nt
Organism: Amyelois transitella
Lineage: Eukaryota; Metazoa; Arthropoda; Insecta; Lepidoptera; Pyralidae
Gene: Sxl
Product: sex-lethal homolog
Exons: 9
Coding region: 262-1275 (337 amino acids)
Cellular component (GO): cytosol; ribonucleoprotein complex
Molecular function (GO): mRNA binding
Source: RefSeq, a predicted model, not a curated record